UGUUCACCAACACGUCUAUUCUGGGUGAACUGAGAAGCUAUGGACCCCGAAUACUUCAAAUCUUAUAAAAUGUCCUGGGGUACAUUAGGCACUGUGCGUCCCUUCCUCACCUUCCACCCAGAGAGAGAUGUUGCGGAGAUCCAGACUGCAUUGGAGAAGAAAGAUGCUGUCACUCUGGUGAGAAUCCUGACCAACCGAAACAACGCUCAGAGACAAGUCAUCACUAAGACCUACCAGGAAACAACAGAAAAGGACCUGGUGUGUGGUGUGAAAAAGGCUCUGUCUGGAGAUCUGGAGACUCUGCUGCUGGCUCUGCUAAUGACCCAAGAGCAGUACAGUGCUCACCGCCUACGACAGGCCAUGGAGGGUUUAGGUACCGAUGAGGACAUGCUGGUGGACGUCCUGUGUACAAAAUCUGGCCAGCAACUUAAGGAAAUCAGCGCUGCCUACACUGAACUAUAUAAGAAGGACCUGGAGAAGGAACUGAAAGGAGAAACCAGUGGAGAAUUCGCUAACCUCGUUGUGGCUUUACUACAUAAAGAAGAUGUUGCAGGUGUGGUGCAAAGAGAUACUGAGGCUCUAUUGGCAUCACUGAGCGGGAAAAAAGCUGACGCUGGUCCGUGGAUAGACAUACUGACGUCUAGAGACUCGGAUCAUCUUAACAGGGUGUUUCUGAGAUUAGAGCUGGAGCUGGGACAGACCCUGGAUCAUACCUUGGAGAAACGAUUUACAGGAGACAUUAGAAUCGGUCUAAGAGCACUAGUGCAGUGCAUUCAAAGUCCUUACCUCUACCUCGCCAAAAGACUAGAGACCAUGAAGACAGCCGUUGUCCAGGGAAUCAUGGUGUCUCACUGUGAGGAAGAUCUACUGUGUGUUAGAGCCGCCUACCUUAAACAAACAGGCACCUCUCUCUACACCGCCCUACAGAAACAAUUCAAAGGAGAUCAUCUACAGGCUCUUCUGGCUAUCUGUCGAUCAGAGGACUAAACUGACAAAAUUUACAAAGUUUGACUUGCUACAUUACAUAAAAUGUGCAUAUUUAUGGAUCAUUGAUUAUCUGUCAG
This is a messenger RNA of Lampris incognitus (smalleye Pacific opah), 1064 nucleotides long. RefSeq names its product annexin A14 (gene anxa14). Gene Ontology annotation, cellular component: cytoplasm. Gene Ontology annotation, molecular function: calcium ion binding; calcium-dependent phospholipid binding. Bases 40 to 987 code for a protein of 315 amino acids. The transcript has 13 exons. The record is from RefSeq and is a predicted model, not a curated record. NCBI's taxonomy places the organism in Eukaryota, Metazoa, Chordata, Actinopteri, Lampriformes, Lampridae.